Messenger RNA from Gigantopelta aegis, 2570 nucleotides. RefSeq names its product protein cornichon homolog 1-like. Gene Ontology annotation, cellular component: endoplasmic reticulum membrane; COPII-coated ER to Golgi transport vesicle. Bases 8 to 439 code for a protein of 143 amino acids. The transcript has 5 exons. NCBI's taxonomy places the organism in Eukaryota, Metazoa, Mollusca, Gastropoda, Neomphalida, Peltospiridae. Gene Ontology annotation, biological process: endoplasmic reticulum to Golgi vesicle-mediated transport. The record is from RefSeq and is a predicted model, not a curated record.
UUUCAAAAUGGCUUUUACCUUUGCAGCGUUUUGUUACAUUGCUGCACUUAUUUUAGCAGCAGUUUUAAUAUUUUUCGUAAUUUUUCAUAUAAUUGCAUUUGAUGAGCUGAAAACAGAUUAUAAGAAUCCGAUUGACCAGUGUUCUAGUUUAAAUCCACUUGUCCUGCCCGAGUACAUCAUCCAUGCAUUCUACACACUUCUAUUUCUUUUUGCAUUUGAAAUUCUGACAGUGUUUUUAAAUCUUCCACUGUUGUUUUACCAUAUCAAAAGAUAUGCCACUCGACCUGUUAUGAGUGUACCUGGAAUAUAUGAUCCAACAUCAAUAAUGAAUGCAGAUGAACUGAAUAGAGCUCAAAAAGAAGGCUGGAUCAAACUGGCGUUUUACCUUCUUUCCUUCUUCUAUUAUUUAUAUAGUAUGAUAGCAGAGCUGGUGCAGUAAUACUCAAGAGACUGUUGUCUGUAUUAUGACUGUGCCAGCACAACGACCUAAUAGAAGAAUGUGAGGCCCCUCAUCAGGCAGAACAAGAAGAUAUUUAUGGGUUGUUCUAACACUUUAUCAGUGUGCCUAUAGUUAUAGUACAAGCAACACAUUUACAAUCUAUUUUAAUCCGUGUGCACUUGCUUUUUCAUUUUUUGACAUACCUGAUAUUUAAUGGUAUGAUACAUAAACAGAACAGUGUUUAAUGCAGAUUUUCAUCCUUUAAUUUGUCUCGGAUCAGCCUCCAUUGAUUACACUACUUACUUACUUACUGAAAAUGUUUUGUGUAAAGCAUCUUGUUGAAUUUUUGAUGCAAUCAUUGAACAGUAAAAAUCAAAUCUGACUGGUUGAUACAUUUAUAAACCUGUUCAUAGCACUUUUGAAAUUUUGACCAUUUCUGUAAUACAUGUACUAAUAUCUGAUUUUAGAAUUCUUUUUAACGUAUGUUUAAGCUAUUUCUUGAGUAACACAUUUCCCAGUCUGACUCUAGCAGAUAAGAAAUCUAUGGCUACUCUAUAUCCUGCUAACAUAUUGAUAAAAAGGAAUUGGUCCUGAUGUGCUUGCUGAUAAAAGACCCCUUUCUGUUAAUGGGUAAGAAUAAUCUAUGUAAUGACAGCAGGUUUUGACUCGCACUACUGACCAUGUGUCAAACCUAGUACCAUAUGUUAGACCUGAUAACAAGUUUAAAAUGUGCUGGGCUGUCAUUAAACAUUCCUAUCUUUUCCUACUGUCGUAGGAUUUCUCAAGAUGUGUUUUUUAAUUUUAUAUAAAAUGACCUCCUUUGUGAAGUUUGAUGCCAGCAAACAAAUGCAAAACUUUUAUUUAUUUGACUAUAAUUAUGUCUUGAGUGUAGUUAUAUCGAAAGACGUGUUCUGUAGGAUAGUGCAAACAAGUAACCACCUCUGAACAUACACUUUGGUAAAGGUUUUCGUCUCACCUUUUCUGUAUUACAUUCUGAUGGUGGCAGCUGUGGUGAUGCCGUCAACUUUUGCAUUAAAGUUUUGCUUUUAGAUCAGUUUCUCACAAACUAUAAGUCCUAGAUCAGUGAAACUUGGUUUAUAAUUGUUCCUGUGGAUGUUCAUCACAGUGCAUGUGAAAAGAAUUGUACAUUACUGAAUCAUCUAUUUGAAAUAUAUUUGGGUUUUGCUCAGUGUUAAGAUUCAGCUUUUGUCACAAACUCAUCCUAGAUCAAUGAAACUUGGUUUAUAGUUGUUCCUGUGGAUGUUCAUCACAGUGCAUGUGAAAAGAAUUGUACAAUACUGAAUCAUCUAUUUAAAAUAUAUUUGGGUUUUGCUCAGUGUUAAGAUUCAGCUUUUGUCACAAACUCAUCCUAGAUCAAUGAAACUUGGUUUAUUGUUACAUCUAUGGAUGUUCAUGACCAAAAAAAAGAAAUAAUAAAAAUACAUGUAAAUUAUAAAAAAUUAUUGAAUUUUUAAAAUUAUUAUUAUUAUUGUUUUUUUUAACAUUCAUUAAGAUGAACAUCUUAUGAAGGCAAAUAUCAAACUAUCAAUGAUACUGAAUAAAUUUAUGGUAAACGAGAAAUUAAUUCUUAUUAAUGAAACUUAGUUUAUAGGUGCAUUUCUAACUUCAUCACAAUUUUAAAAAAAAUAAAAUUAAAGUACAAUUUAUGAAAGUGACUUAAAAAAUAUAUAAUUCCCCUCCCCCCCCCCCCCCCCCCCCCCAAGAAUUAGAUUAAUCUUUGUUUUUAUUCCACAAAUUAUUUCUUUAUUCAUGAAAUCAGUUUAUGGUAGUCAAGAUAUUUAAUUUUACAGAAUUCUUUUUCUAUUUAAAAAACGUGGGGUUUUUUUUUGGGGGGGGAAGACUAAACAGAAUUAAUUAUUCAUGGCUUUAUUUUUUGUAGAUAACAUGAGACCAAGAACAAAUAUGCAAACACAUUUUAAUAAAGAAAUAUGCCUACACAUGUACCCCCACACAAACGCACACACUAUUUUAACUGGCAUGUAUUCGAUCAAACCAUUUGUGCUUUGUAUUAACUAUAUAUAUAUGUGUGUGUCUUUUUUUUUCUAAGUUAUUUGCCGUCUGCAAGUAGUGUUUGUAAUUUUAUACUGAUUGUAUUAAAAUGUUUACAAAA